Molecule: messenger RNA, 4991 nt
Organism: Marmota monax (woodchuck)
Lineage: Eukaryota; Metazoa; Chordata; Mammalia; Rodentia; Sciuridae
Gene: Gucy1a1
Product: guanylate cyclase 1 soluble subunit alpha 1
Exons: 10
Coding region: 386-2458 (690 amino acids)
Biological process (GO): cGMP biosynthetic process; response to oxygen levels
Cellular component (GO): guanylate cyclase complex, soluble
Molecular function (GO): guanylate cyclase activity; heme binding
Source: RefSeq, a predicted model, not a curated record
AGAGGAGGCGGGGCAAGGUCUCAAAAGAAAUAGAAUGCUGUAGGGAAAAGAACCGCUAGGGAUCCUUUGGGGUCAACAAAGAGAGCUACAGAGCGACAUCGGGGGAAAGCAAAGGCGAGAGCGGAUUGUUUUAGAGCAACGUGAACAAUCGUGUCUGCGGGACACGUCGCGUCCCGCCUAGCCUGUUGAGCAGGUUGAAGAAGUGAGUCCGCCCCGCGGCUGUUUGUGCGUGCGGAUUUGCAAGGCGCGCCCCGGAGCUCCAGCAGAUCUGGAAACACGGUCCCCAGACACACCGGUCAACAGUGUCCUUGAAUUGAUAGUGGCUGUUGCUUAUCAGGACAGCAGUUCAGCCAGAGGAAAUCACAGCAGAGACAGCGCCAGCAUCAUGUUCUGCACAAAGCUCAAGGAUCUCAAGAUUACAGGGGAAUGUCCUUUCUCCUUACUGGCCCCAGGUCAGGUUCCUAAAGAUCCAGCAGAGGAGGUAGCAGGAGGUGCAGAGAGCUGCAAAGCAGCCCUGCCCAUCUGUCAAGACAUCCCUGAGAAGAAUGUACAAGGAGCACUUCCACAAAGAAAGACCAGUCGGAGCCGAGUCUAUCUUCACACUUUGGCAGAGAGUAUUUGCAAACUGAUUUUCCCAGAGUUUGAACGGCUGAACCUUGCACUUCAGAGAACAUUGGCAAAGCAUAAAAUAAAAGAAAGCAGGAGAUUUUUAGAAAGAGAAGACUUUGAAAAACUAAUUGCAGAUCAAGCAAUUGCAGCAGGGGUUCCAGCGGAGACCAUCAGAGAAUCCCUCGGUGAAGAGCUCUUUAAAAUUUGCUAUGAGGAAGACGAACACAUACUCGGCGUGGUUGGAGGCACCCUGAAAGAUUUUUUAAACAGCUUCAGCACCCUCCUGAAACAGAGCAGCCAUUGCCAGGAAGCAGAAAAGAGGGGCAGGCUUGAAGACGCAUCCAUUCUAUGCCUGGAUAAGGAGCAUGAUUUCUUAAAUGUUUACUAUUUCUUCCCCAAGAAAAUCACGUCCCUGAUCCUUCCCGGUGUCAUUAAGGCAGCUGCUCACACACUGUAUGAGACCGAAGUGGACGUGUCCUUGAUGCCUCCCUGUUUCCGGAGUGAUUGCACGGAAUUCGUCAAUCAGCCCUAUUUGUUAUACUCUGUCCACGUGAAAAGCACCAAACCGUCUCUGUCCCCCGGGAAACCCCAGUCCUCCCUGGUGAUCCCCGCAUCCCUCUUCUGUAAGACCUUCCCAUUCCAUUUCAUGUUUGACAAAGAUCUGACCAUUCUGCAACUUGGCAAUGGCAUUAGAAGACUGAUGAACAGGAGGGACUUUCAAGGAAAGCCAAAUUUUGAAGAAUACUUUGAAAUUCUGACUCCCAAAAUCAACCAAACCUUUAGUGGGAUCAUGACAAUGUUGAAUAUGCAAUUUGUCAUACGAGUGAGGAGAUGGGACAACUCUGUGAAGAAAGCUUCAAGGGUUAUGGAUCUCAAAGGCCAAAUGAUCUACAUUGUUGAAUCCAGUGCAAUAUUGUUCUUGGGGUCACCCUGUGUGGACAGAUUAGAAGAUUUUACAGGAAGAGGGCUCUACCUAUCAGACAUCCCAAUUCACAACGCACUGAGGGAUGUGGUCUUGAUAGGGGAACAAGCUCGAGCUCAGGAUGGCCUGAAGAAGAGGCUGGGGAAGCUGAAGGCCACCCUUGAGCAAGCCCACCAAGCCCUGGAGGAAGAGAAGAAAAAGACAGUAGACCUUCUGUGCUCUAUAUUCCCCUCUGAGGUGGCUCAACAACUGUGGCAAGGGCAGGUGGUGCAAGCCAAGAAGUUCAGUAAUGUCACCAUGCUUUUCUCAGACAUAGUUGGGUUCACUGCCAUCUGCUCCCAGUGCUCACCACUGCAGGUCAUCACCAUGCUCAAUGCCCUCUACACUCGUUUUGACCAACAGUGUGGAGAGCUGGAUGUGUACAAGGUGGAGACCAUUGGUGAUGCAUAUUGUGUAGCAGGGGGAUUACACAGAGAGAGUGAUACUCAUGCUAUCCAGAUAGCCCUGAUGGCCCUAAAGAUGAUGGAGCUCUCUGACGAAGUCAUGUCUCCCCAUGGAGAACCUAUCAAGAUGCGAAUUGGACUGCAUUCUGGAUCUGUUUUUGCUGGAGUUGUUGGAGUUAAAAUGCCCCGUUACUGCCUUUUUGGAAAUAAUGUCACUCUGGCUAACAAAUUUGAGUCCUGCAGUGUGCCACGAAAAAUCAAUGUUAGUCCAACAACCUACAGAUUACUCAAAGACUGCCCUGGUUUUGUGUUUACCCCUCGAUCAAGGGAGGAACUUCCACCAAACUUCCCCAGUGAAAUUCCUGGAAUCUGUCAUUUUCUGGAUUCUUAUCAACAAGGAACAGAUUCAAAACCGUGCUUCCAAAAGAAAGACGUUGAAGAUGGCAAUGCCAAUUUCUUAGGCAAAGCAUCAGGAAUAGAUUAGUGAGCAGCUUGUUAGUCUUUGGGUCUGACUCCUUCAAGAAUGUGUAGAGUUUCUGAAAGCACAUUAGAAUUGCAGAGACUCAAGAGCAGUAUUAAAAUUUCAGGAGCUAAGUCAUAAUCUACCCUUUCCCCAUUUAACAUGACAAAAAUGUAUUCCUUUCAGUACUUCAAUUCUUCUAAGAGAAACCUCAAUCAGUGACUUCUGAAGGUGUAUUUCUGUAAUAUAACAAUCACUUAACUGCCUGUACUCUGAAUUCAGCACGCAUUGUACAUAUAUCAGGCAAUUGUAGUCAACUGUACAGAGUGAUGCAGUCACCUGAAAUCUUGUGUGCUGGUGCAAUGUCAUGGUUACUAAAGUGUAUUUGUGAUAGUGUUGCCUUAAAAAAAUAUUGAAUAGAAAUUACAGUCCUAAAUAUUGUAAGUUUUUUCAACCUUUCAAAUUCUUCAUUUUAUUGCAUUUUCUCAUUUAUCUGUUAGUGUAUAUAACAAAAUAAGCUGAGCUUUUUUUCUCUGUGCAUCUUAUAUUUUUUGUGGUUGUUGUUCCUCUCUUUUUAGAAAAUAAGCAGUCAGAAGCAAUAUGUAAUAAAAUAGUUCUGUAAGUAUCAAAGAACAACUUUCAUUUUUUGAAGUUAAAAAUAUUCUUCACAAUACAAUGUCAUACAAUAAAUAUUUUCUUUUGUUUAAUUUUUUAUUCUACAUAUGGCAAAGGCUCUUUUAAUUCACACUAGCAAUUUAAUUUCUAUUAAAUCAUUAAGAUUCUAUUAAAUCAUUAAACUAUUCAUAACUUUUAAAAAAAGGCUUUUAGUCUAUAUUAAGAGGCAAUAAUAUUUUAAUUUAAUUUAGCCAGAAGUGAUAUGGGGUUCAAGUAUGCACAAUAAUAAAACAUUGUAUAUAUAUAUAUAUAUAUAUAUAUACACACACACACACAUAUGCUUGGAAUAAUUUAGACCUUCUUUAGCAGAAUCCUCUAUUGACAUGCUGAGCCAAAAAAGUUCCAAGAAGAAAACUGAAAUUCAGAAGUGAAAAAUAAUACUUCAUCAUUUCUUUCAACAGCUUUCUUAAGUAUUUGUGCUGAACAUUUUCGUGUUCAUAUACUAUGAAUCAAGUUUCCAUCCUACUAAAAAAAUGAUUGUGAAAUUUUUUUAUUCUAUUUGAAAUAACUUGAUUUGACUAUCUUGAUGAUAUUUUCUAAAAAGACUGGAAGUAUUUAUCAAGAAAAUGAUGCCAUGAUUUCAUUGUGAAAAUUUCAGAACAGUUUUCUGAAAUUUGAAGGUUUUUUGAUGUUUUGUUUUGUUUGUGGUACCCAAUGUCUCAUCUCUGCUAGACAAGUACUUUACCGUGGAGUUAUAAGCCCAACAAUAGAGCUUAAACUUCUAUUUUUAAUUAUGUCAGUUUAAAUUCUCUGAUGAAAUGAAAAAAUAUGCACAAUUUAGUUUGGGAAAAGGAUUUUAUUUUCAAAAGAGAUCAACUUGAAACCACGAGAAAACUGAACAUUAUAGUUUUUAAGUCAGCAUUAGCAGAUCCAUAGAUACAGUUAACUCUUAUUUGGGUUUCCAAGAAGUAGUUCAUUUUAAAAGCUCUUUAAUUUUCACCAUUAGUCCCCAGACUAGUCCAUAGUAACAUUAAUAAUAAAAGUCAUUUCUGAUUGGCCUCUACUAUCCCAAGGGUACCACUAUAGAUAAUACAAUGAUUACUAUUUAUUCAAUGAAACUUGAUGUCUUUUAGGACUGGAUGUGUCUCAAUAAACACUUCUCCCUGGUAUAGAGCUACAGGGUUGGGAAAAUAUAUUUACAAUGUCACAAUGAUAUGAAGUUGAUGAAAAUACACUUUUUCUUUCUGGACCUGAAACUUUAUUAUAGAGAAAAUAAUAGGAGCUCCAAGAAAUUUUUUAAAAACCCAUAAAAUACAAUGCCGUAUUUAUCAUAUAUAUAUAAUACUUCAUCAUUUGUUUCAACAGCUUUCUUAAGUAUUUGUGCUGAACAUUUUAGUGUGUGUGUGUGUGUAUAUAUAUAUAUAUAUAUAUAUAUAUAUAUAUAUAAUGAAUCAAGUUUCCAUCCUACUAAAAAUAUAAUUGUGAAAAUUUUACUUCUAUUUGAAAUAACUUGAUUUGACUAUCUUGAUGAUAUUUUCUAAAAAGACUGGAAGUAUUUACCAAGAAAAUGAUGUCAUGAUUUCAUUGUAAAAAUUUGUGCUCUAAAAAUUUACAAGUUAAUUAGAAUUCAAAAGUGUCUUGUUCAGGGCUGGGGUUGUAGAUCAGUGGUAGAGAUCUUGUCUAGCAUGUGCAAAGUACUAGGUUUGAUCCCCAGUACUGAAAACAAAACAAAACAACAGCAAAAAAGAAAGUAUCUUUCGUGUGGGUGUGUGUGUAUAUGAUGUUGAUAUGUAAAUGUACACACACACACACACACACACACAGCAUAAAUGGGGGGAAACGUAUAUAACCUGGGUAAAAAACUGUAUGACAAUUCCUUGUUCUAUUCCUGUAACUUUUCUAUAAUUUUGGCAUUUUAUCCAAAUAAAAAUUUACCAAAACA